UCUAGAUUAUGAAAUAUCAUUAGAAGUGCAGUUAAAGAGUGUCUUGGGCAUUGAUUGACAUAUAUCUAACGAUGAGCCUUACGGGCACUAAGAAGUGUGCUAAUUGAGUGGUGUCACUCAUGAAUUCGAGCAAAUCAUGCAUUCUAACGCAGUCAGUUGCGACCAAACGCGCGCAUGAUGCGAACUCAUCAACUGAUCGCAUUGUGGCAUUAGAAUUUGUGUGUGACACUGCUGUACUGGCCCUAUUCUUAUUGCCCGUAAGGCCCAUCCUUAGAUAUAUGUCAAUGGUCUUGGGCAAAGGAAGAGUGGAGUUAAAUCAGAUAUAGUCCGGAUCUCAAGUUGGUUCAACAGAGCACGACGUUGAGGAUUCAAUCAUGGGGAAAGAGAGUAAACUAGAUGCCGAGAAGGCUCUAAACGGCUCCAACGUCGACGACGAAGCCCGAAAAAAGAAGAAAAGCAAAAAACACAAAAAGCACAAACGGAGCGAAGAAGAUGAAGACAAAGCUUACAAAAAGAAGAAAAAAUCCAAGAAGGAAAAACAUAAAAGUCCCAAACCGGAGAGUGAGACUUCUCUAUCUGAUGUGGAAGAACUGAUAAAGAAGAGUAGAGACCGGAAACCUCCACCGAAAGAACCUUCAGUAGUUAAAGAGAAGAAUGGGGACACUAAAGAAAGAGACGAAGCAUUAGAAAUCAUAUCGUCAAAUUCAGAGACAGAAAACUACCAAGAAGACUGCGCCAGCCCUGAGCUAAAUAUGAUCGAAGAUGAUCUAAAUUUAGAAGAACUUAUGAAGCAAAAAGAACUUCUACAAGCGUUUCUUGUCGCUUACUAUUCUGACAAAAGUGAUGAAAGUGAUAGUGAGAAAAAAAAAGAUGAUGUCAUAUGUAUCAACGAUGAUAAGUCACCGGUUGCGAAAAAGUCAAAAACUGAUGAGAGAAGAAAGAAAACUAGCAAAGACAGAUCCGCGGAAAGGGAAAAGGAACGACAUAGAUCAAGAAGGCACGAGGAAGAUUUACGAGAGAUCUUAAACAGAGAAAAUAGGAAAGAGAUGGAAAAACGAUUAGAACACAGGGAAAGGAAAGAGCGCGAACGACGGAAGCUUUACGAAGCUGAACGGGAGCGGGAGCGGGUGCGCGAGCGCGAGCGAGAACGCGAGAGAGAAAAGAAGAGAGAGCGCGAACGUGAACGAGAAAGGGAGAGACGUGAUAAAGUGGUAAAGAGGGAUAGAGAGAGUGAAGUCAGGCGUCGAAGGUCUAGAGAGAGGACGCCGCCGAGACGGGUGAGACGGCCGUCGGACAGAGAUAGAAGGUCUAGAGAGAGAUAUAGAGAUCGCUCGAGGGAUAAGAGGGGCGGAAGCAGAGAUAGACGCAAGAACUCCGGCAGCGAGGUGGCCCACCUAGUAGCCAGUUCAUCAGACGAGCUGGACAUCUCCAUAAACACUGAUGAUGAGGAGGAAACCGAGGAGCAGAUCAUCGAGCGACGCCGCAAGCAGAGGGAGCAGCUGCUCAAGAGGCUAGGCGGCGACAAAGACGAAAAAGAAAAACAACCCGAGCCCCACACAACGCCGCCCACUAUACCCGACCCCAAACCCGACCCCAAACCCGGCACGCCGGAGCCCAAACCCGAGCCGAAAGAGAAGGAUGACAAACCUAACGAAGAGAAAGAAGAAGACAGAAGUCACAAGACGGAGAAGAGAACGGGCUCGGAGUGGGAUAUGUUCGCAGAUCAGGAUAACUUCGAUGUGGAUAGCCCUACUGUAGGCAGACCUCGAGGCAAGAAUACCCUAGAGAAUCCGUCUCUGACAGACAAUUGGGAUGAUGCAGAAGGCUACUACAGAGUCCGCAUCGGCGAGUCACUGGACAACCGUUACACGGUAUACGGGUACACCGGCCAAGGUGUAUUUAGUAACGUCAUAAGAGCGCGUGACCAGGCGCGGGGCGGCUCGGAUGUCGCCGUCAAGAUUAUACGCAACAACGAGAUUAUGCACAAGACCGGUCUCCGCGAGCUGGAGAUCCUCAAGCGGCUGAACGACGCAGACGCAGACGACAAGUUCCACUGCCUCCGGUUGUUCCGCCACUUCUUCCACAAGCGCCAUCUGUGCAUGGUAAUGGAACCACUCUCCAUGAACCUGCGGGAAGUGUUGAAAAAGUAUGGCAAAAAUAGCGGAAUCCACAUCAAAGCAGUUAGGAGUUACACGCAGCAGAUACUGCUAGCACUCAAACUGCUCAAGAAGACCGGCAUAUUGCACGCUGACAUUAAACCCGACAACAUCCUAGUCAACGAAAGCAAACUCCUCCUGAAACUCUGCGAUUUCGGUUCAGCCGCCAUGGUCACCGAGAAUGACUUCACCCCCUACCUGGUCUCCAGAUUCUACCGAGCCCCAGAAAUCAUCCUCGGCGUACCCUACGACUUCGGUAUCGACAUGUGGUCCACGGCCUGCACCAUAUAUGAGCUGUCUACCGGGCGGAUCAUGUUCAGCGGGAAAUCUAACAAUGAAAUGUUGAAGUAUUUCAUGGAUUUGAAGGGGAAAAUACCCAAUAAGAUUAUUAAGAAGGGCAUAUUUAAGGACCAACAUUUUGAUGCGCAGUGCAAUUUCCUUUAUCACGAGUUGGAUCGGGUCACUGAGAGGGAAAAAGUAGUGGUAAUGACCAGUAUAAAACCAACGCGCGAUCUCCAAUCAGAGCUCGCGCCCUCCCACCACCGUCUCCCAGCCAACGAGGCGAAGAAGAUCACGCAGCUCAAGGAUCUACUGGAGCGCAUGCUCAUGCUGGACCCGGCCAAGCGCGCCUCCGUCAACCACUGUCUCGCGCACCCAUUCAUACAGGAGAAGAUAUAGCAUGAGAACUGUAUAUAACAGUAAUGAUACUGUCUAAAUCAUACUUUGGGAGGGGGGGGGGGGGGGGAGUGAGAAUAUUUUUGUAAAAAAAUUACAGUUAAUGAUAAGCCCAAAAAAUGGAAAUACUUGAUGAAGUACAUUACGUUGACCGUACUAUUAGUGAAAUCACACUAAACUGAUAAAAUCGCUAUAAAUACCCCACUUCAUUUACCAUAUUUAGUUAAAAUCACACUAAAUUAACUAUGUUUAGUGAAAAUCAUACUUAAUUUACCUCCUUUUUAGUGAUAUUCAUAGAAAAUUUACGUGAUUACACAAAUAUCCAAAUCAGUUAUCCAAAUCACAAUUAAUCGGUAAAAUAAACUACUCACUCUACUACUAGUACAAAGAUCACGUAGCUUAAGGAUCUACUGGAAGGCAUGCUCAUGCUUGACUCGGCCAAGCGCGCCUUCGUCAGGAUAUAGCAUAUAGCGGUUGAUUUACUAAUGAGAUCGUGAUUUCAAUGGUUACUUAGUUGAACGGUGAGCGUAUUAAAAAAAACAAAUGAUUAUGUAAUAAUAAAACUAAAUUUGUCGUAUUUUACUAUGAUUCAACUACAUUGGUCGUAUUAUCCGUGAAAUCACAUUAAGUUGAUUAAAUCAUACUAGAAUGACUAAAGAUGUUCCAAAACUGCCCAGGGCACUACAAAAAACACACUGAAUUCACCAUAUUUAGUGAAAAUCACACUAAAUUGACCAUAUUUAGUGAAAUUAACACUAACAUUACGAAAUGACAAAAAAUAUCCAAGUUCAAGGAGAAUAUAUAGCACGGGACUGUAUGAAUAUUGUCUCUAGCGUGUUUUUCUAGUUUUUUUUUAAACUAUAAAUUUAUUUCAUACAAUUUUUGUCGGGUAGUUACACAAAUCUCUAUCAUAGCUGUGUUUGGAUUUGUUAGAAAAGUCUUGUAAUGAAGUUUGACCACGAUUAGGUGUCAAGGUCUGAUGAAGAAGCCAGAAGAUAGGCACUGGCAUUCCAUGAUGGAAUAUCUUAUCAUUGUCGUGUUUGCACUUGUGAGAAAGGUCACGUAAUGGACUUUGAACACGAUCAGGUUUCAAGGUUAUAACAAACCACCAUGCAACCUACACCAUAAAAAAGCGUGUUUUUCUAGUGUUUUUUAAACUAUAUAUUUAUUUCAUACAAUUUUUGUCGGGUAGUUACACAAAUCUGUGUUUUGAUCCUGAUGGGAC
Messenger RNA from Cydia pomonella (codling moth), 4056 nucleotides. RefSeq lists its product as uncharacterized. The coding region runs from base 375 to 2834 and encodes 819 amino acids. Gene Ontology annotation, biological process: peptidyl-threonine phosphorylation; mRNA cis splicing, via spliceosome; peptidyl-serine phosphorylation. The record is from RefSeq and is a predicted model, not a curated record. NCBI's taxonomy places the organism in Eukaryota, Metazoa, Arthropoda, Insecta, Lepidoptera, Tortricidae. Gene Ontology annotation, molecular function: protein serine/threonine kinase activity; ATP binding. The transcript is spliced from 11 exons.